Panonychus citri (citrus red mite) is the source of this 5139-nucleotide messenger RNA. Its product is annotated as guanylate cyclase 32E-like. The record is from RefSeq and is a predicted model, not a curated record. Lineage: Eukaryota; Metazoa; Arthropoda; Arachnida; Trombidiformes; Tetranychidae. Gene Ontology annotation, biological process: protein phosphorylation; intracellular signal transduction; cGMP biosynthetic process. Gene Ontology annotation, molecular function: ATP binding; guanylate cyclase activity; peptide receptor activity. The transcript is spliced from 13 exons. The coding region runs from base 668 to 4975 and encodes 1435 amino acids.
UAAAUAGACAGAAAAGUAAAAAGACAGACAGAAAAAAUGAAUAACUCUCAAUGUUUGACUAUAAGGGUAUUCAUUCAGUUUGAACGCUACUUUAUUAUUAUUAAGGGUAUUAUUUGUCUCUCUCUCUCUCUUUUUGAGAAUACAAUUUAUAUAUAGAGAGAGCAAAAUAAUUCUCUCGUCAUCUUUAUCUUCCUCCUUAUCUUCAUCUUCCCAGUAAAGUUCUAGUUAUAUUUACUUUUAUCUUCCCUAGAAAAACUUAUCUUUCCUCAUCUCAAGUUUAUCAUUGUUAUUAUGCAAAGUAAAUGUUUCUAUGUGUGAAUUGCAAGUGUUGCGAGAUUCAUAUUUAUUAUACACUCUGUUUAUCAUCCUAAUCAUCAUUAUCACCAUUGUUUAUCAUCAAUCUUACACAUUCAUGAUGAACUUUCACAGAAAACUGACCACUGACCAGUAGCAUUUCAUUUCGUAGCAACAGUGAACAAUAAUAUUCAAGUUCAACGAAAAUGAUUAAAAAUUUUGUUAUCAAAGUGAAAAUAAUGUUUCUCUUUAGACAAACAAUUAGUUGAUUAUUUUUUUGAUCAAUUUCCCAAGUGAUUUCUCAUGUCAUAAUCAAUCUGAUUAAUCCAUUCGGAUACUUAAUAUUGUGUUGAUUAAAGUUACAUGAUUGAAAAUGGUUAAUGUGGACAAUCAUUGGAUUAGGAUUAAGAUUAAAUGUGUUGUGUUGAUUACAAUGAUUAUGAUGAAUUAUUGUUCAAGUGAGAAACAUGUUAUUGGUUAUAUAACCGGAAGUAGACGUCGACCCGGUGAUGAGAAAUAUCCGAGACCUGGAAUAACAAUUUCCGGUGCAAUCAGUUUAGCCAUUCACGAUAUAAGUAAUUACCAUCCAUUGAUUGCUAAUCAUACUCUUGAUUUUAUUGUCGCUGAAACUUUUGGCGAUGAAUCUGAAAGUAUCAGGCUAACAGCUGAAUUGUGGGCUGAGGUCAAUGUUUCUGCUUAUAUUGGACCUCAAGAGACUUGUGUCCAUGAGGCUCGAAUGGCGGCUUCGUUUAACCUUCCAAUGAUAUCCUAUUUCUGUACCCAUCCUGGAACAUCGGAUAAACAGUUAUUCCCGACAUUUGCUCGAACUCGACCUCCCGACACUCAAAUAUCCAAAUCAGUGGCCUCCGUUUUACUCAAAUUCAAUUGGCAUAAAGUUGCUCUUCUUUACUCUCAAAGUGAAUCUGAUGAACGAAACUUCGAGGCCGUUGCUCGAACAGUUCAAUCAACUUUGGCUGCGAAUAAAAUUGAGGUUCAAUUUAUCAGUAGAUGGACAACAACUUAUCAUUAUGGUUAUACUGAUAAUCCUUUCAGUGACCUUGUUGAACGAUCCUAUCGACACACAAGAAUCUAUGUUGUUGUAGGUCAUUAUUAUGAGCAUCUUGGAUUUAUGAUGAGCCUCGAAGAGAAAGGUUUACUCGAGAGUGGACAAUAUUUCGUGGUGGGAGUAGAUGUUGAACAUUACAAUAGCCAAGAACCACAAAUCUAUUUCAAAGGUCUCCUAAAAGAUCAGAUUAAUCAAGUUGCUCAGAAAAGUUUCCAAUCAUAUAUCGGUGUUGUUUCAUCGCCUUACAUUGGAUCUGAAUCAUUUUCCCUCAAAGUUAAUCGUUACCUUCAAAUGCCUCCGUUCAGCAUUCCCAAUCCACUUGGUUCAUUUGGUGGCCUUAAACGGGUACCUGCUGAUGCCGCUUAUCUUUACGAUGCUGUUUUCAUUUACGCUCGAGCCCUUAAUGAAUGUCUAAUCGAUGGUAAUAACCAUCGAGAUGGUAAAUUGUUACUUUCAUAUAUACGAAAUCGUCCAUAUAAAAGUGCAAUGGGUUAUAUGGUUUACAUGGACCAAAAUGGCGACGCUGAAGGUAACUAUACCUUAAUUGCUCGUAAAAAACGUGAUGGUAAAUAUGGACUUCAUCCAAUUGGAGUAUUUCAAAUGCCGAUUAAUUCAUCAGAUUUACCGAGUCUGAAUUUAGUUGAUUCAGUUGAAUGGGUAUCUGAUUAUCCUCCUGCUGAUGAGCCUCAUUGUGGAUUUGACGGUGAUAAAUGUAAAGAACCACCAUUAGAAUGGUUUUUUGCCUUAAUUGCGAGUGUAAUUGCUGUAAUGGCAAUAUUAAUGAUGAUCGGUUAUCGAGCUUGGAUUUAUGAACAAGAAUUGGACAGUUUAUUGUGGCGAGUUGAUUUUAAAGAUGUCAUUGUCCGAGAAACUGUUCCAAUUACUAAAUUUUCAAAGCUUAGAUACUCUUCACAAGUUUCCCUUAAUUCAGCAAGUGACAUACUCGAGUUUCGUUAUUGUCACUUGUACACUCAAGUCGCGUUUUAUAAAGGACGAUUAGUGGCCUUAAAAAGAAUAAACAAGAAAAAUGUUGUCAUUAAUCGUGAAUUAAAAAUCGAAAUGAAAUUAAUGAAGGAUAUACGACACGAUAAUCUGAACCAAUUCAUCGGUGCCUGUGUUGAUGCUCCUAAUAUUUCAAUAUUAACUGAUUAUUGUACAAGAGGGAGUCUAAAGGAUGUUUUACAAAAUGCUGAAGUUCAUCUUGAUCACAUUUUCAUCGCUUCAAUGGUUGGUGAUAUUAUAAGAGGAAUGAUUUAUCUUCACGAAUCAGCUAUACAUGUUCAUGGUAAUUUAAAAUCAUCUAAUUGUUUAGUUGAUAGUCGAUGGGCUGUUAAAAUUUCGGACUUUGGUUUGAAUGAAUUGAAACAUGGUGAAGUCGUUAAAAUGGCCGAUUUUGAAAAAUAUUGUGAAAGUUUAUUGUGGAGAGCACCUGAGUUGAUCCAAUUGUCUGGUGGUAAUUUAUUUACCGGUAAUCAGAAGGGCGAUUCAUAUUCAUUUGGAAUGAUUCUUUAUGAGAUUCUAAGCCGCCAGGGACCUUGGGGUGGGUGUAAUUUAUCAGCUUCCGAGAUAAUCACUUCGCUUAUUAAUCCAAAGCUAACAAGUAAACCGAUUCGACCUCCGGUUGAUUAUCUUCGUGAUAAAUUAAGAUUAACCUCUCGUUAUAAUGGAUGUGGUACCAUUAGUAUUAAUUCAAUCAAUAAUAAUGCCGAUGAUUAUGGUAAUAUUAAUAAGAAUCAGUUGACCAAUUAUAUGUACGAUAUUUGUAUCUCUUGUAUGGAAUCGUGUUGGUCUGAGAAUCCCGAUGAUAGGCCAGAUUUUAAGAUGAUACGAAAUCGACUGAAACCAAUUAAAAGAGAUCUAAAAAGUAAUAUUCUUGAUAAUAUGUUGGACAUGAUGGAAAGAUACACAACUAAUUUAGAGGCGCUGGUUGAUGAGCGAACUGACCAAUUGGUCCAAGAGAAAAAGAAAACGGAAGAUUUACUUUAUGAGAUGUUACCUAAAGCGGUGGCUGAUGAGCUUCGCCGUGGACACAAAGUUGAAGCGGAAUCUUUUGAAUCGGUGACCGUGUUUUUCAGUGACAUCGUUGGAUUUACUCGAAUGUCCGCUCAAUCGACUCCCCUUCAAAUUGUUGACUUUCUCAAUGAUUUGUAUACACUUUUUGAUUCGAUCGUUGAAUCUUAUGAUGUUUACAAGGUGGAAACCAUUGGUGAUGCUUAUAUGGUUGCUUCCGGUUUACCGAUUAGAAAUGGUGAUCUACAUGCUUCCGAAAUCGCUUCCAUGGCGUUACACUUGUUGGAUGCUGUUCGAAAAUUUAAAAUUCGUCAUAUACCAGAGGAAAGUCUUCUCAUGAGAGUGGGUAUUCAUAGUGGUCCUGUUUGCGCUGGUGUGGUUGGUGUUAAGAUGCCUCGAUAUUGUCUUUUCGGCGAUACUGUUAAUACAGCGUCAAGAAUGGAAACUACAAGUUUACCGUUGAAAAUUCAUGUUACCGAUUCGUUUCGUUCAAUUCUUGUGAAAUUGGGUGGUUAUGAUCUGACGGAACGAGGUUUGGUUCCAAUUAAGGGUAAAGGUGAACUUAAGACAUUUUGGUUACUCGGAGAGUCUCGGGAAAGGUUAAACUCUCGUCGUUCAAUUGUCCAUCCUCGAGAUUCAAAGGAUCAACGAUGUCACUUUAAAAGUCUUAUGAGCACGAUGACCACAUCAGGGUCACUUGGAUCGUCGACAUUGAUCAGUCCUGUUAGCAUUAUAAGCGGUGGACUUAUAACUAGGAAAAGUUCACCAGUCACACUGCCAAAUAGUCCAGUUCGUACAAGCCCAGUUUUCAAUCGUUCCGAAUCUCAGAUGAGCAGAAAAGCAUUUGCUAACAGUAACAUCGGAGAGAGUAAAAAAUGUUCACUCGAAAUUGGUACAUUAGAACUCAGUUCUAAUCCAUCGUCCAAGUUACAAAACCAUUCAAAUUUUCACAGAGCGAGUUUCGGUUACAAAGUGUUAACCUCUUCGUGUGAGAUUAAAAUGCUCCAGAAACGUUCAGUAUCUUCACUUAAUCGUCUUUUUCCAAUGAGAUCGAGUCAACAUCGAACUGGUUUCGACGAAACUUUCUCCGAUUUCGAUCUAACCGAUUUAACCGGAAGGCCGAAAACAUCGGCAACUUCACCAUCUUUAUCCUAUGUAACCAAAUCAACGGCAUCAACAUCAAUCAAAGUGUCACGAUUAACGACAACAAGUUCAGUUAACAAUUUAAUCGAUGAACAGAAUCGACAUUUAAAGAGACAAAAAGAUCGACUAAUCUCAACUCGAUCAGUUUCACCUAAUUACAUUCAAUAUAAUUGUAGUAAUAAUUAUAAUCAUCACAAUCAACCUCAACAUCAUACUCACAAUAAUAGUAAUAAUAAUAACAAUCAAUCUAAUCAAGAUGGUGAUCAAUCAUUGAAAAUGGUUUCAAGUGAAUCUAAAAUUUAUGUUAAUCGAGUUGACCUUGUAUUAGAACCGUUCAAAAAGUUUCGAGGUUCUUUGAAGGAUAUUUUCUAUUCAAAUAAAAAGUUAUCUUCCUCAUCAUCAUUACAAUCAUCAAUUGGAAUCCAUGAUAUAUCAAGAUCAGAAAGUUUCCCUUUCCUUUAAACAAUUGUCAUCAAAAUAAUUAAUUAAUCAACCGAAAGAAAAUGAAAUGAAACAAUUUGUAAAUAAAUCAUUUACAUUGUGUGAUAAUCAAAUUGUCACAAUCAAAGUGUCUUAAUUGUAAUAAUAACAAUCGAUUGGAAAAUCAAUAAAAUUGAUUAACUUGA